Molecule: messenger RNA, 1274 nt
Organism: Aegilops tauschii subsp. strangulata
Lineage: Eukaryota; Viridiplantae; Streptophyta; Magnoliopsida; Poales; Poaceae
Product: CASP-like protein 1U1
Source: RefSeq, a predicted model, not a curated record
UUUGAAAAUUAAGUUCCUGGGAAUACACCUUUGUUCAUCUUGACACUGAUUACUAAUACUGUUUAGUUAAGGUCAAUGUCUUGAUGGGCCGUCGAACAACUUCAAAUAAAACAAUCCUUUAUGGGUUCCUUGUUCCUUGUUAAACCCCGCAACCCCGAGACUCACAAGUUGCACAAUAAGGUUUUAACUUUGAAGCUUAAAGUGGCAGCCAAGACUGGGCAUCAGUUGAUUGUAUUCGUCUCGCAAAAAAAAAGUAGAAAAAGUUGAGUGUAUUCCUCACCAAUGGACCUCUUCUCUUAAUCCCAGUAUAAUCACAAACAUACAUGAUACAGGUCAAUCACAUUCUUUGGAUCUUUUCAGAAGUAAACAAUUAUGACCUCGAAUGCUUGCCUAAUUCUGUGGAUCCCAGUACAUGAUAUAUGUCAUUUGAAGGUUUCGAUGGAGUGCACAUUUGGGGCUCUCGGACCUAAUUUUUAACUGAUCUUUGACAUGGCGUAACGAUGUUUGCUUGCUCGAAAAGAAGAUAAAACCCUGAUAAAAUGCUUGCUUGCUCACAAAAUACAUUCACAUCACACUGCUUUUAUUUGACCACCAUCCUCACAUAUUGCUUUUGCUCUCAUCCUCUCGGCGAAUUCCCUGGCAAUGGCCGAGAUGGGCGGGGCGAAGGCGGCCAGCCUCGCCUUGCGCAUCGUGGCGCUGGCGCUGUCGGUGGGCGCCGCCGUCGUGAUGGGCAGCGUCGUCUCCUACAACAGCGCUCUGGUCUACUUCGUGGUGGGCAGCGUCAUCUCAGCCGUCUGCUCGGCGCUGGCGCUCUACCUGUUCGUCGUGCACGGGGGCGGCGGCUCGAUCGCCGUGUCGCUCCUCGACGCCGCCGCGCAGGCCCUCCUGUUCUCGGCGUCCGGCGCGGCGCUCGCCGCGCGCGGCUGCUUCGCCGGCGGGGCGGGCGCGUUCCGCGGGAGGGUGGGCAUCGCGGCGGCCGUUGGCGCGUGCGCGGCCGCGGCCGUCUUGGUCGCGGCGCUGGCAGGGAACGCGCCCUCCCGCGGCCGCGGCGGGGGCGCUGCCGGUGGCUCUGGCUGCAAGCACGGAUGCUCUAGCCCAGGCUGCUAGCAAUUCACAGCGUCAGUACAAGGAUUCUCGGGAAUUGCUUGUAGUGUGUGUAACUCUAGAAUUGAUUGAUGAUGCAUUUUUUGCUCUCUUACUAAAUGAUUGAUGGGUGGAUACUUGUUGUCUAGUUGUUGCUGUUGCGGUUGUAAGAGCAUGUCUAAUAGUACCCU